AUGAACGCAUACAAACCCCCGAGUGACAAUGCCCGAAAGGUGUGGAACCAUGAGUUCACCUGGACGGGUAAACAUUUCACGCCCGAAGAGCUGCUCCCGUUAAGACAUCAGGCCGAUGAUCUUGCCGUUGAUGCUGUGGACCGACUGCAAGCUAUUUCCAUAAAGAGCAAGCAAAGCAAUACGGGGCAAUGUUUUGGCCGAUUUGGCAUGUAUAGUGUUUUGAAGGAACAUCAUGAAGAAGACAGCGUGUUACGAGAACUCUGGGAAGAAGUGAACACAGUCCCUGAAUGGGUUGAUUGGACACAAAUUGAGCGCGGACAAGAAUUUCUUUAUCGCUACUUGAUACCCAAUAUUACUGGACUUGCCCUUCAGGGAUUUCUAGGGGGCACUGCGACAAUUGCAGGUGGAACAGAAGUCCUUAUUAGAACAGGAGGCUUUUCUCUUCGGGUCAUGCCUAGGCGAUUCCUCGAAACUUUCCUGUGGCUGCUGCAGGUGACAAUGGAUCUGGAUUCAAUUAAACCAGGUGGAGAGGGACACACUUCGACCGUGCGUGUUCGCCUACUACACGCUACAGUCCGGAGCCGCAUGCUGAAGCUCAUGGACCAAGACCCGACGUACUUUGAUGAAUCCAAGUAUGGCGCAGCUGUUAAUAUGAGAGAUUCAAUCCAUGCGACAGCUAUCUUCUGCUGCAUGCCGCUCUUCCGUCAACUACCUAAGAUCGGCAUCCAGCCUCACCCACGUGAGAUGGAGGAUUACCUGGCGCUGUUCCGAUAUAUCGCCUAUGUUAUGGGGACUCCAGACAGCUUCUUCAAGGGCACUGAACAAUCAAAGGCCACUAUGGAGAGUAUUAUGAUGUGCGAGCCUGAGCCAACAGAGUCCUCCAAGUCUAUUGGAGCGAAUUUCGUCACUGCUAUCCAGGAUUAUCCAGGGGUUAAUGUGUCCAAGCCAAUGCUCGAGGUUGGUUGCCGUGUAUUAAACGGCGAAGAGUUGGGAGAUAAGAUGGGGUUUUCCCGGCCUAGAACAUUUUACAGGGUCUCAUUCAGAGGCUGGUGCCAACUUCUUGUGUUUAUUACCGUUCUUCAGCGGUUGUCCCCAGCCUUUGAUCGAAUACUUAUGAAGGCGAAGGUCAAAGCAGUUCGUGCUCGUCAACGUGUUUGGGGCGUCGAUUUUGAAAGAAGGCAACAAAUUCGAGUUCACUUACCACCCACAAUUGAAUAA
Messenger RNA from Penicillium vulpinum, 1218 nucleotides. Its product is annotated as oxygenase MpaB family protein. The transcript is spliced from 3 exons. The record is from RefSeq and is a predicted model, not a curated record. Gene Ontology annotation, molecular function: oxidoreductase activity. The coding region runs from base 1 to 1218 and encodes 405 amino acids. Lineage: Eukaryota; Fungi; Ascomycota; Eurotiomycetes; Eurotiales; Aspergillaceae.